AUCACCACAGACCUGAGGCAGCGUUGCACAGACAGCCACACUGGAACCUCAGCCUCUGCACCUAUGGCUGCAGGCAUCAUUGCACUGGCACUGGAAGCAAAUCCCUUUCUGACCUGGAGAGACAUACAGCAUAUUAUUGUCCGGACUUCACGUGCAGGACAUCUGAAUGCUAACGACUGGAAAACCAAUGCAGCUGGUUAUAAAGUGAGCCACCUCUAUGGAUUUGGACUCAUGGAUGCUGAAGCAAUGGUGAUAGAAGCAGAAAAGUGGACAACGGUCCCUCCACAGCAUGUGUGUGUGGAGAACACAGAUCGGCAAAUCAAAACAAUACGACCUGACAGCAUUGUCCGUUCAAUUUACAAAGCCACUGGCUGUUCAGAUAAUCCUAACCACCAUGUGAUCUACUUGGAGCAUGUUGUUGUGCGCAUCACUAUUACUCACCCUCGACGUGGAGACUUGGCAAUUUACCUAACCUCUCCCUCUGGAACUAGGUCACAGCUCUUGGCCAACAGGCUAUUUGAUCAUUCCAUGGAAGGAUUCAAAAACUGGGAGUUUAUGACUACUCACUGCUGGAGUGAAAAAGCAGCAGGUGAUUGGAUCUUGGAAAUCUGUGACAGUCCAUCUCAGCUGAGAAAUUUCAAGACUCCAGGCAAGUUGAAAGAAUGGUCCUUAGUACUGUAUGGAACAUCCAUCCAGCCUUACUCACCAAGAAAUGAUCUUCCGAAAGUGGAAAGAGUUCGCUCUAGCCCAGUUGAAGACCCUACAGAAGAUUAUGGAACAGAUGACUAUUCAGGUCCCUGCAAUGCAGAAUGCAGUAAAGUAGGGUGUGAUGGGCCAGGACCAGAUCAUUGUACUGACUGUCUGCACUACUACUACAAAUCUAAGAACAACACACGGAUCUGUGUUUCGACCUGCCCACCUGGUCACUACAAUGCAGACAAGAAACGCUGUAAAAAAUGCUCACCCAAUUGUGAAACCUGUGUUGGAGGCCAUAGUGACCAGUGCAUGACCUGUAAAUCUGGCUACUACCUGAAUGAAGUAACCAAUAGCUGUAUUACCAACUGCCCUGAUGGGUUUUACCUGGAUAAGAAUAAAAUUGUUUGCCGAAAAUGUAGUGAAAACUGUAAGACUUGUGUUGAAUUCCAAAUCUGCACAGAAUGCAAACAUGGCCUAAGUUUGCAUGGCACUAAAUGUGCUAUCCGCUGUGAAGAAGGAAAAUACCAUAAUGGUAGAGAAUGUGAACCAUGUCACCGUUCCUGUGCGACGUGUGCAGGUGCUGGAGGAGAUGCCUGUAUAAACUGCACACAGGGUUAUUUUAUGGAAGAUGGAAAAUGCGUGCAGUCCUGUAGUAGUGGUUAUUACCUUGAUCACUCUACUGAAAGUGGAUACAAAAGCUGCAAAAGAUGCGAUGCCAGCUGUUUGGAUUGCAACGGUCAAGGAGACAGAAACUGUACAAGCUGUCCAAGCGGCUAUAACCUAGACACUGGUGUCUGUGUAGUGGGAACAGUCUGCAAGGAUGGGAAAUAUCUUGAUGAUUCCCAAGAAUGUCAGUUGUGUGAAGCAUCCUGUCAGAAAUGCAUUGGACCUGAGCCAGACAACUGCAUCAGCUGCCCACUCACGAGAGUCUUUGAUGAUGGUCGCUGUGUUAUGCAAUGCCCUAGAGGAAAGUUUGAAUUCAAAGGACAAUGUCAUUUGUGCCAUCAUACCUGCCUGGAUUGCAGUGGAAGUGAACCUAACAAAUGUACUGCUUGUGGAACAGAUAGAAGAGGGACUGAACGUUUCCUGUAUCAUGGAGAGUGCAGGGAGAGCUGUCCUCCAGGUCACUACCAUUCAGAACAUACUUGCGUGGCUUGCUCUGACCACUGCGAGGUAUGCCUGAACUCCAGCCACUGCAAAAGAUGUUUCAGAGGCUACUACUUUGCUCAAAACAUGUGUCAGAAGCAUAGCUGUAGAGAAGGUGAAGUAGAAGAUCCUGACUCUGAAGAUUGCGUACCGUGUUUAGAUGGAUGCCAGAACUGUAAAUUGGAUGACCCAAGAAUCUGUAUAACAUGCAUUCAGAACUAUUAUAUGUACAAGCAGCACUGCUAUAAAUACUGCCCAGAAAAUACCUACAGAGAUGAAAGUUCUCUGCAGUGUAGAGAGUGUCCUAGCAACUGUGAUAGCUGUGACGAGGACAAGUGUGACUCAUGUAAGGAAGGUUUUUAUCUCUCAGGUGGCACGUGUGUGAGUGAGUGUGGAGACGGCUUCUUCACUGAUGACAUCUCUAGAGAAUGUGAACCUUGCCACAGGAGCUGUGCAACAUGUGUUGGGUACAGCUAUGAAGACUGUACUGAGUGCAAAAACAGUUUCCAGUUAUCUCGUGGGCAGUGUCUGAAUCCAAGAAAUUCUCCACCCAAUGGGAAAUACUGGAGUC
Messenger RNA from Leptosomus discolor (cuckoo roller), 2413 nucleotides. The record is from RefSeq and is a predicted model, not a curated record. Lineage: Eukaryota; Metazoa; Chordata; Aves; Leptosomiformes; Leptosomidae.